UCAUCUGCUAUGAGACUGAUGGGCAUUAAAACAGAUUAUAACUUGGCUGAAGACUGUGUGGAUGCGAUAGCUAAUUUUGUUAAAGGUAUUCUACCUGAGGAUAAUGUAGCUCCAGGUUCAUACUACGAGGUUCAAAAACUCGUAGCUGGGGUUGGUUUAUCUUAUCAGGUAAUAGAUGUAUGCAGCGAUAACUGCAUGAUUUAUUGGAGGGCGGAUGAUCAGCGGACUACAUGCAAAUUUUGUGGGAAGCCUCGUUAUAAAGAUACGAGUGGAAGAGUUCCAGUGCCAUAUAAAAGGAUGUGGUAUUUGCCUUUGACGGAAAGGUUGCAGAGGUUGUAUCUUUCAGAACGCACAGCGCAACGAAUGAGAUGGCAUGCGGAGCACUCAACAGAUGGUGAGAUUAGACAUCCCUCAGAUGCAAAAGCGUGGAAACAUUUCCAAUCCGGGAACGGGAUCAGCGGAUGGAUCAACAGUAUGAUGUACUCGUCCCUCGACAAUGGACAUCCGACUUUCACCGACUUCCCUCUCGAGAAGCAGCAUAUGUGGUUUCAACAGUUUGCGCAACAAUUCAACUGGAAUGCCGAUGAUACGUUGUUUAUCUAUUACCACUUCGUCCAUAAAGUUAUGGACAACUAUGGGAAGCAGAUGCACUCGUGGAAGAAGAAGUGGGAAAUAAACAAGGUUCCAAAGGGGAUGGACCCGACGGUCUGGCGGGAGUUGAGUGAGCAUUGGAGUAAGAACGAAGUCAGAGCAACUUCUUCCACCAACUCCACCAACCGCAAGAGCGACCGUAAGGGGAAGGGCAUGUACGUCCAUAACUUGGGUGCUCAGUCUUUAGCCAGUCUGGGAGAUCGCUUGGCGCAAGAAAAUGAGGGGGAGCCGGUUGAUCAUCUCCGCCUAAUAAAGACGGCGUAUACCAACAAGAAGACCGGCGAGAUUGAUGAUGGUGUUGUGAGGGAUGUGGUCACCCUCAUCGACAGUCAGAUGGAACAGGAAGUGUCUCAGCUUCAAACCGAGGAUGACGAUUCGACGGGAUCGACCGGCUUGCCUCGGGUUCGGAUCAACCAAAUCGUUGAAGCGUCGGUUCCAAAGAAGAAGGGCCGUUUGUUCGGUUUGGCUCGUCGGUCUCCCUCGGUUCCGUCUGCUUCUGCACCACCACCGUCCUAUGUUGAUCAAGAAGUCCUUCUGAGCCAGAUGAGGGACAAGGAUGCUCGCAUAUCUGCGCUGGAGUCCAUGGUGGCGAGUCAAGAGGCGGGCUGGGAGGCACAGAGGAAGCUGAACGAGCAAAUGAUGGCGAUGAUGAGGAGCAUGAACCCGAACGCCAACGUCGACUUCCCGAACAUGCCAGACCCGGACUUCCAAACCCCGUAG
Messenger RNA from Raphanus sativus (radish), 1371 nucleotides. RefSeq lists its product as uncharacterized. The transcript has 5 exons. Bases 10 to 1371 code for a protein of 453 amino acids. The record is from RefSeq and is a predicted model, not a curated record. Lineage: Eukaryota; Viridiplantae; Streptophyta; Magnoliopsida; Brassicales; Brassicaceae.